Molecule: messenger RNA, 1596 nt
Organism: Penicillium salamii
Lineage: Eukaryota; Fungi; Ascomycota; Eurotiomycetes; Eurotiales; Aspergillaceae
Source: the annotation of a GenBank genome assembly
AUGGCCGAUCCCCGCUAUGGCUCCUACAGGGAUCUUGCCAAGCACUUCGAGAGCGAGCUAGAUGGCCUGAUCGAACAGGGUGUCUACAAGCCUAUCUUUCUCUAUCAUGUUGUUAUCAUUCACGCGCUGCCUAUGAUAGGCUUGGUCAUUCCUCGUAGCAGAGGUGGUCAUCAUAUUCGCAAAGUCUUGUUUGCUAUUUGUGUUGGCAUAGCCAUAGACAUCUUUCAAAAUCGCCGCGCAGUCGUCGGGGGAAAUGGCUACAUGCUUGGUCUCAUGACGGCAUGGUGGCUCAUCUGGACUGCCACUUUGUUUAUCUUCACGGACCUCGAGCGAGACUUCCAGCGCAUCGAAAGAAAUCCUUCUGCUGAGCAAGUUCAGGAUACGCAAAUUAUUCAGAAAGCCAGCGUCGAUGGUGAAAAGCUUAACUCUGAGGUUUCACCGUCCAACCAAGAGAAAAGCAAUGCUUUCAUUUGGCAGUCUUACCCCCCAAAGUUCUCACAUCGCCUAGAGUGGGCUGCCGGGCUGUUCUUCAACUUGCGAGGACCAGAAUGGAACUGGCGAGCUCCGCACCUGGGUCCCCUGCCUCAUUCAAUUCAUACUCAAUUACAAACAGGAUUCACAGAAAAGAUCAAGGCACAAGCAGAUUCCACCUAUCCCAGCGGUAAACAACGGUUCCAGGCUGCAUUUCGCAAAUUUUGCAUAUCAUACCUAAUCCUGGACGUCCUGAAGGUUAUCAUUCUGAUGCCAGACCCCUACUUCCAAGGAAUUGCACCAUCAAAUUCAGUCUCACCUCCUCCGUUUCCAUUCUUUUAUUUCCCAAGCAUCGCAGUUAACCCUGCCUUGGCCCAACUCUGCCGCUGCAUGUACAGCGCUAUGAGUGUUUACUUUGCCCUGGAAUUUGUGACACCCUUAAACCCGAUCUUCUUUUUGGGUUUAUCUCUCGCAUUUCCCAAUGCAGCCCAGAAGCUUACCGCUACCCCACUCGGCGCUUCAUGGCUAUAUUCCGAGGCAUUUGGACCCUUUGUUCAACCAGUGCUUGAUCAGGGACUGGCAGGCUGCUGGGGCAAAUGGUGGCACCAGCUUUUCCGAAAUGGUUUCAUGAGUGCAGCACGAUGGAUUCUAUCCUUGCUUCCUGUUAGCCUGACAUCUCAUCUGAAUUUCAGACGUGUCGUGUAUGUGGCAGUAUCUUUCUGUAUCAGUGGUCUUAUCCAUGCCUGCGGAAGCCGUACCCAGAUACCAGGUACACAUCCCGUUUCUGGUCCAUUUCUGUUUUUUGCCUUGCAGGGCGUUGCAGUAAUGGCAGAGCAGUUCUUCAAGACUGCUAUCUUUCCAAGACUACCCCUUGGCGGUACACCGAGAUGGGUCAGACGGACGGCGAAUUUCUUGUUUGUCUAUUGCUGGUUGAUGACCUCAGGGGGUCUCAUUGCAGAUGACUUUGCGAGAGGAGGUCUGUGGCUGAUGGAGCCUAUCCCAGUCAGCCCAUUACGUGGUCUUGGGUUUGGACUGCAGGGUGAAGGGUGGUGGUGUUGGAGAGAACCCUGGUUCCGAUAUUGGAGUGAUGGUUCAUAUUGGGGAAGUGGCAUACGAGUGUUGUAA